AAUGAAGACAGUCCCAUGGAUUUUGAGUUUGUUAGUAAUGCUAUUAUCAAAUGGGUAUUAUACAGUAGAGACUAAACUUAAAAAAUCCUUUCCUAAACGAAAUCCACGUUCUACAGAAGAGGGUAAGGAAGGGAAAAAGUGUGGCUACACAUUUAUUGUUCCGGAACAAAAAAUAACUGGACCAAUUUGUGUCAACACUAAAGGCCCAAGUCCAGGAAACAAAAAAGAUGAAAUUACUAGGAUGGAUAUUGAGAAUUUGAAGGAAGUAUUAUUCAAGCAAAAGCGAGAGAUUGACCUCUUGCAGUUAGUGGUGGAUGUGGAUGGAAAUAUAGUGAAUGAAGUAAAAUUGCUGAGAAAAGAGAGUCGUAACAUGAAUUCACGUGUUACUCAGCUGUAUAUGCAGCUCUUGCAUGAGAUAAUUCGCAAACGAGACAAUUCACUGGAGCUUUCCCAGCUGGAAAACAAAAUCCUCAAUGUUACAACUGAAAUGUUGAAGAUGGCAUCAAGGUACAGAGAGCUUGAAAUAAAGUAUGCAGCACUAACUGACCUUGUAAAUAAUCAAUCGGUAAUCAUCACACUUUUGGAAGAACAAUGUCUGCGAAUAUUCUCACGGCAGGAUGCACAUGGUUCACCACCACUAGUUCCAGUGGUGCCUCAUCACAUUCCUAAUAGCCCACAUUACAACCCUAUGCUGCUUGGAAGUAAUGAAAUUCAGAGAGACCCAGGCUAUCCUAGAGAGAGAGAUGUAAGGCCACCCCCUGAUCCAGCUACUUCGCCUACAAAAAGUCCUUUCAAGAUUCCACCAUUAACUUUAAUAAAUGAAGGCCCGUUCAAAGACUGUCAUCAGGCCAAACAAACUGGCUAUUCCAGCAGUGGGAUUUAUAUGAUCAAGACCGAAAACAGUCAUGGACCAGUGCAGUUAUGGUGUGACAACAGCCUUGAUCCUGGAGGCUGGACAGUUAUUCAAAAAAGAACAGAUGGUUCUGUGAACUUCUUCACAAACUGGGACAAUUAUAAGAAAGGGUUUGGAAAUGUUGCUGGAGAAUACUGGCUGGGACUGGAAAACAUUUACUUGCUCUCCAAUCAGGAUAAUUACAGACUUCUGAUUGAAUUAGAAGACUGGAGCAAUAAGAAAGUCUAUGCAGAAUACAGCAGUUUUCGACUGGAGCCAGAGAGUGAAUAUUAUCGACUACGUUUAGGCACUUAUCAAGGGAAUGCUGGUGAUUCCAUGAUAUGGCACAAUGGAAAACAAUUUACAACACUGGACAGAGACAGAGAUAUGCACACAGGAAAUUGUGCCCACUUUCAUAAAGGAGGUUGGUGGUACAAUGCUUGUGCUCAUUCUAAUCUCAAUGGAGUAUGGUAUAGAGGAGGACACUACAGAAGCAAACACCAGGAUGGGAUUUUUUGGGCCGAAUACAGAGGAGGUUCAUAUUCACUGAAAGCAGUUCAGAUGAUGAUUAGACCUAUUGAUUGAGACUACCAAAAAGUUUUUUUAAAAAUUAAUCCCUGAGUUUGAAGCAGAUGUCAUUUUUCAAGAUCUUCUUUGGAGAACUCUACCAAGUAUUCUUUUAAAUCCUCGCUAUA
Messenger RNA from Protobothrops mucrosquamatus (brown spotted pit viper), 1587 nucleotides. It is a transcript of the gene ANGPTL1, whose product is annotated as angiopoietin like 1. The record is from RefSeq and is a predicted model, not a curated record. Lineage: Eukaryota; Metazoa; Chordata; Lepidosauria; Squamata; Viperidae. The transcript is spliced from 4 exons. Gene Ontology annotation, biological process: cell surface receptor protein tyrosine kinase signaling pathway. The coding region runs from base 2 to 1477 and encodes 491 amino acids.